Syzygium oleosum is the source of this 1534-nucleotide messenger RNA. Its product is annotated as probable ribose-5-phosphate isomerase 4, chloroplastic. The coding region runs from base 213 to 1100 and encodes 295 amino acids. NCBI's taxonomy places the organism in Eukaryota, Viridiplantae, Streptophyta, Magnoliopsida, Myrtales, Myrtaceae. The transcript has 9 exons. The record is from RefSeq and is a predicted model, not a curated record. Gene Ontology annotation, biological process: pentose-phosphate shunt, non-oxidative branch. Gene Ontology annotation, molecular function: ribose-5-phosphate isomerase activity.
GUCGGUUUCAUAGCCAACAUGGUAGAUUUCACGUCCAAAAUUGUGAAUCGAUUUCAUCGUUGUAAUUCCAGGUUGAAGGUUCCAUACCAAGAGCUUUCUGAUGUGUAAACGUAGACAAAAGAGAAGUGGGUCCCCUCUUAUCCACAAUUGCAUAAAAGCGAGAAACAGAGUACUCGCCAGAAGAAAGCAGCUCGGGACGGAGGGGGCGAAAAAUGGCGGCAUCAACCGCUUCACUAGCACCGCCCUUUCGAUUCUCUCUCUCCUUCGCAAGCUGCAACGGCCGAGCGAGAGCUCCUCCGCCCACAGCCGUCCGAUGCUCCGCCCCAUCCGACAUUGACGCGCCUCCUCUGCUCCGUGCAGCCAAGUACACCGUUGACAGAUACGUUGAGAAUGGAAUGGUGAUUGGGCUAGGAUCUGGUAACGCUUCUAGCAUGGCCAUAAAAUAUCUUGGUCAGCAACUCCGUGCAGGCGCUUUGGAAGAUAUAGUAGGGGUCUUAUGUAGGUCUGUUACAAGUGCAAGCGAAGCAGCAAAAUCAGGAAUUCCUUUGGAUAACUGCCAAGGAUGUUCUCAGAUUGACUUUGCCUUUGAUGAUGCUGAUAUCAUAGAAGAAGACACACUCAUUGCUGUUAUUGGCCGCCGAAAAUUGGAAGGCGGAGAGUCAAUAAUCCAAGAGAAAUUUGUACUUAAUGCAGCCAAGAGACUUGUAUUUAUCAUCACAGAGAACAGAUAUAAAGGUGCUCUCGAUGGUUCUGUUCCAGUCUUAGUUCAAUCUCUCAACUGGAUGGAGACAGCUGAAGAGAUUGAUGAUUUGUUUCUGGGAGAUGCAGAGGUCUGGAGAAGACCAUCUAUAGGACAUGCUGAUCCAUUAGGUGGAGAUUUUCCAGUAGUUACCAAGGAUGGCCAUAAUGUUCUUGAUGUCAUAUUCACAUCUCCAAUUGCUGACCUUGCUCAAGUAGCUGAGAGCCUUGACAGAGUAGAUGGAGUGGUGGACCAUGGGGUCAUUUCCAAGUUUGCUUGCACCGCGGUGGUUGCGUCCCCAAGCGGAGUUUCCGUUAUAGAUAAUGUGCUAACAAAUGUUGCUGGGGAUCCUGCAAUAUGAACCUAGAGAAUCGUUUGUUUUUUACACGCGGUGCGAAGGUAAGUAGAACGUGUAGAAACCAUGAAGACCAGAAAGUAUGAAAAUGACUGGAGGAAAUACACAAAUUGAUUAAAAAUUUCAUAUACUCCUUGAUGAAAUCUCGAGGCAUACUCUCAUCCUUGAAAAGCAAAAGAAAAAGAAGCAUCUGUGAGUGAGCUUAUUUUUGACUGAAAAUUUUAUCUGUCUACAAUCCGUAUUAUUUAUUGACAGUACAAUUUAGAAGUCUUAGAAUAUUAGUGUUAUCUAUUUGUUGUGUUUGGGUAAAGUUGUUACCUUGGAGGCUACGAACUUUGUUGGCCAUAUCAUGGUAAGAGUCGAUCCUUUGCAUCAAACUCAAAUAGCUUCACUGUAAGCAGUUUAUGAGUUUCUAACAUGCAGAAUAUGGUUUCAUGCUC